AGUUUUUCAAAAUUGAAUGAUGCACUGAGAAGAAAAGAUUUGAUGCAAUGAAAGAAAUAUUGACUAACGAAACAAAAUGAAAUUAGCAAGAAAUCUCAAAUUUAGCGUUAAACCAGGAAAUGGUACCGGAAAUUGAGCACAAAUCCAAAUAGUUUCCGCAUCACCUGGUUCAGCGAAUUCAGUUCACUUCUGUCACUUGCAUCUAACCUAUUCGAAAUGUACCGCUCGGAAGUCUCUAAGCCACAACUGGAAAAUCCAAACCUAGUCGAUAGAAUAAUUGUAAUUAUUCUGCCGAACUAUUUCUAUGAAUAUGAAUCCGUACUGAAGCACAUAACAAAAGAAAACUUCGGGAUUAUAGAGAAAACUGUGAAGCAUUUUAAAACUGAAGAAGUCAUGGAGUGGAAAAGUGCUGAUCUUGAAUCCCAAGAUAUCUGGAACUUAUCAGACAGGCUAAUAGACGGACCAUGCAUGUUACUAUUGUGUCAACGAGCGAAUGCUUUUAUUGAGAUGAAAGAAGUGGCCAAAUAUCACAAUGUGAUCGCUAAGAGAAUGAGUUCAAGUGAUGGAAUAUAUUAUUCAAAAACGACAAUUGCCGCCUAUCACGAUAUAAUUUUCUUUUUCCCCAAGUACAUUGACGAAAGAGCAAUGCUGAAACAUGCCAAGGAUUAUCUCUCAGUAGAAGUAUGGCCGAAACUGAGCCAGGGACUGGCUCGCGUAGCAGUUGAGAGACCGGAUAAUCCAAUUAAAUGGCUCGCAGAUUAUCUACACCAACUACGCCAAUAAGUUUAUGUUUCUAAAAAAUAAUAUAGUGUAAAUACCCAUAAACCAAUAAAACAAUAAAUUUUUUAAAAAUA
Molecule: messenger RNA, 854 nt
Organism: Caenorhabditis elegans
Lineage: Eukaryota; Metazoa; Nematoda; Chromadorea; Rhabditida; Rhabditidae
Gene: R05G6.5
Product: Uroporphyrinogen-III synthase
Exons: 5
Coding region: 217-783 (188 amino acids)
Source: RefSeq, marked reviewed